Molecule: messenger RNA, 1372 nt
Organism: Alnus glutinosa
Lineage: Eukaryota; Viridiplantae; Streptophyta; Magnoliopsida; Fagales; Betulaceae
Product: NAC domain-containing protein 73-like
Exons: 4
Coding region: 270-1205 (311 amino acids)
Biological process (GO): regulation of DNA-templated transcription
Cellular component (GO): nucleus
Molecular function (GO): transcription cis-regulatory region binding; DNA-binding transcription factor activity
Source: RefSeq, a predicted model, not a curated record
CUAUAUCUUCUUGCUAGCUCUCUCUCUCUCUCUCUCUCUCUCGAUCUCCCCCGCAGAGGAAGCCUCCCAAGAGCUAAGAAGAACACAGAUCAAUCAUUGAAAGAGCGAAGAAAAAAAGCGUGGAAGAACUAGAUUCCUUCUCUAACAUCAAAAACAAGAAGGUGGUUUAAGGAAAACGUGCUUAAAAAUUUUCUCUAUGUUUUGGAGAAGUGGAGGGAACAAUAGGGCAAAUCCAGUUUUGGGAUGGGCAUGAGAGCAAAACCAAAGAAAUGACAUGGUGCAAUGACUCAGACGACGAGAGGGGCCUUCACAUAAUCACUCCCACUCCUAAAGAAAAUAGUGAUCUGAUCGCUGCGAGAACCGAUGAAAUUCGGACCAUAACAUGCCCAUCAUGUGGCCAUAACAUAGAAUUCCAAGAUCAGGCGGGAAUUCAUGACUUGCCGGGGCUACCAGCCGGAGUGAAGUUUGAUCCAACGGACAACGAAAUUCUUGAACAUUUAGAGGCAAAGGUAGUGUCUGACGAGCGUAAGCUUCAUCCUCUUAUUGAUGAAUUCAUCCCGACGCUUGAAGGAGAGAAUGGGAUUUGCUAUACUCACCCUGAAAAGCUGCCAGGAGUUAGCAAAGACGGCCAAAUCCGCCACUUCUUUCACCGGCCUUCAAAGGCAUACACGACAGGAACCAGGAAACGAAGGAAGGUCCACACCGAUGAAGAUGGGAGCGAGACCAGAUGGCACAAAACAGGCAAGACUAGGCCUGUCUUUGCCGGCGGGGCAGUGAAGGGGUUCAAAAAGAUCUUGGUUCUCUACACCAACUAUGGCAGGCAAAGAAAACCCGAGAAAACGAAUUGGGUGAUGCACCAAUACCAUCUUGGCGACAAUGAAGAAGAGAAAGAUGGAGAAUUAGUGGUUUCAAAGGUUUUCUUCCAAACACAGCCUAGACAAUGCGGUUCGAGUAUUAAGGAUUCGUUUGACAAACAAUUGAUGGAGAACCAAAGCACGCAUGAUCAUAAUAAUAUUGCUAUGCCUAAGAACGCAGCUCUUGUGGAGUAUUACAAUCCUUCUUUCAUCAACAACUAUGACCAGGGGGGGCAUAAUAGGGAAAUCUCACCACAGCUAAUUCCUAAUUUGGUUGUUCAGGGUGAUGGGUCGUCUUUCAUUCGGUUAGCUUCAGAUGCAAGCAAAGGAAAGUUCGAGAGAAAACAGUGAUGGGGGAGCUGAUCUGGUGGUUGCAUUGUUAUCGUUGCUGUGUAAUAGUCAAAAUAAGUUAUAUUGGAUUGAGAUUUUAAUGAGGACAAGAGGGAAAAGGGAAUAUAUAAGAUGAUAAUACGGCUUAACUUUCCAAAUUGGGUUUGGAAAAAUUAGCCAUAAUUUAA